Lutra lutra (Eurasian river otter) is the source of this 7250-nucleotide messenger RNA. RefSeq names its product coiled-coil domain containing 120 (gene CCDC120). Bases 4139 to 6238 code for a protein of 699 amino acids. The transcript has 13 exons. NCBI's taxonomy places the organism in Eukaryota, Metazoa, Chordata, Mammalia, Carnivora, Mustelidae. The record is from RefSeq and is a predicted model, not a curated record.
CAGGGCGGGGUGAGGGCUCGGUAACGCCAACAGGGGAUGUACUUGCGCGCGCACCCGCGACCUCUGACCCUGUGGUCUCACUCCAGACCCCGACCUGACCUGACUACAUCUUUUUUUAACCUCGAGCUCUGGCCAGUCUUGGCCCCAGGACCUCCGAUCUCACCCCCAACCUAACCAUAUUCUGGCCUGGUGUGAUCCUCAAUCCCUGUUUUGUUCCCUUAAACCCAGCCCUGACCCCAAACCCCACCCAGUUCUGUUCUCGGGAUCCUUGGCCUGCCCCUGCUUCAUCUCUGAAGCUCAUCUUGCCUUGUCCUGAUCAUUCCAGUUUCUGGCCUGAUGCUUGACCUGUCUGUUCCCUAAACUCUUGUCCAGCCCCUGAUCCCCUUCCAGUCAUGUCCUGUCCCCCUAACCGCAAUCUGAUCCAGGUCUGUCUGGAUUCCUGAUCUCUGAUUUCUAAACUUUCUCCCCACCCUGUGCUAUCCUCCUGGUCCCCUCCUGACUCCCCAUCUCCCUCCUGGCCCACCCCCUUUAGACAGUCUCUCUGUUUCCUGCCCUGUCCCUGCCCCCCCUGUGCUGUUUUCCCCUCUCUUCUCUUGUCCUAUCACUGUCCUCAUUCCUCUCCUUAUUCUGUCCCAGUCUUUUCCUGUUCCUUACCUCCAUUCUGAACCGGCCUUUUCCCCUCUCCCCUUCCUUGACCACCAUCUUGGCCUGUCCCCCAUCAUGUCUUCUGACUACCAUUCUAUACUGACCCUCCCCUGCUCUUUUGUUCCUUGCUGCCCCCUACGUUUUCCUCUGACCCUUGUCCACAACCUCACUCUAUCCCAUCCCCUGGCCAGUGUCUUGGCUCCUUCUCUGUCCUGCCUCCUGACCUCCAUCCUAUGAUGACUCUGAUUCUGUCUUGACCCCUACACUCCUUCCUGUUCUCUUCCUUCAUCCCCUCCCAACUCCAGGCCCUUGUUCUACCCCUCACCACGCCCCUCCACCCUAUUCAGAUCUCCCUCUUCCUAACACCCACUUUCCAUCUCCUCUCAGCCCAGAAGAACUAGGGUCCUGUUAUACCCUGCCCCUGAACUUAGAGGUUCUCCUAUUUCCAUGAUUGCAAGUUCAUCCCAAAUGCUUCUCUUAGUAUGAGCAAGAGCAAACAGCCUUGGCCCUGUGUGGCUAAGGGGGUUUUCAUAUGUGAUGCCCUUCACCCUCACCCAGUGAUCUCACACACAGCUUGCAUUUGUCUCCCUGCCCCAGGAGGGCAUGUAACUGUUCCUAUGUCCCCCCACCCUACCCAAGUGUGAAAGAACAUCCUAAAUUAUUCAGUGACUCUCUGGGAGUCUGUGAGGUCUGGAUCAUGUUUCCAGCCUGGCUAGGUUGGGGGCUGCCCUAUGUCAAGGUGGGGGGUGUGGUGAGCAAACAUGCAGGGGUGGGAGACUCAGGAGUAUGUGUGACUCUUCCGUGUCAUGUUAACCCCCAUCUGCUAGUCCUGAUCCUGGGUGUGCAUGAUCUCUGCUUUCCUGGCCUGAAAAAAUCCAUUCCAGGCCAGAGGCUUCAGGGCUUGAUGGGGGUGGGAUGGGGGUUAGAGGGGUUCUAUCCCCCUUUCUCUGCUGUAAGCAAUACAAAUUUCGGUGCUAAGUCCAUCCCAUCUGUGUGUGUGUGUGUGUGUGUGUGUGUUGGGGGCAUGUGUGUCGCUGGGUGUUAGAAUUAGUCCUAUCCUGUAUUGACAAUAACAGCUAGAGCAAUACAAGUUUCUUUCACUGAAUCUCCUUGAUUCUGAGGACAGGCAGGGAGAAUUUGGAUAGCAAGAAGGUAACGUGUUAUUCAAUUGUGUUUUGUUCCUGCAUUUGUCAUAGAGAGUUGUAACAGCUUGAAUAAUGAGAUACUAGACCCCUCUCAUUUAUCUGAAACACUUAUCCAAACCUAUUUUUUGAGCCCAAUGUGAGGCUUGAACUCAUGACCCUGAGAUCAAAACCUGAGCUGAGAUCAAGAGUCAAACGCUUAACCAACUAAGCCACCCAGGCACCCCUGUCCAAACCUACUAAUAACAACACAAGCGUUCAUUGUUCCAGCGUCUGUCUAGCACCUGACUUCUGAGAGGGAGCACUCGGAUAAUCCAGACAGUGAAAGGUACCAAGUUAUCUGAAGAGGUUUUUUUGUUUGUUUGUUUUUGCAUUUUACAUAGUGGGGAGGGUUCAGAUGAUGAGGGAUAAUGGCUCCAACUAAAAGAUAUAUUCAAAUUGAUUCAUUUCCUUGAACUCUAGUGGCAGGAGUUGGAACAGUAAGAGAGGACUGUGUUGUGUGAAUAUAUUUGGUUCCUGCAUUUUGCCUGGUGAGUAAGGGAAGCUCAGAGAGUACGGGACGCCAAUUCUAUCUCAAAGGUGUAUCCAGAUCCAUUCAGUUCCUGUAUGUGGAUAGUGAGCUUUUGGAGAAUGUGUCUGAAUAGGUUUGGUUCCUGCAUUUUUGAUGUUGGGUAGCUAGAGGUCUGAUAAUGAUGGAGAACAGCUCUGUUUCAAAUAUGUCUGGUUUGAUAUUUAGGGAGGGUUCAAUGUCUGGGUGAUAAGUGGGGAGGCUGUGGAGGCUGAGGUAUUACCAGCUCUGUCUCAGCAGUGCAUCUGCAUACAUUUAGUUUCUGAUUUUGGAUAGUGAAGAGUUUGGACAUGUUUAUUUGAGGGAAAACAGCUCUGUUUGAAAUUUAUCGGGUGGAGCUGGGGGUACCAGCUCUGUCUCAAACACACACACACACACACACACACACACACGAUUCCCGAGUUUGGAUUGGGAGGAAUGUUGUAAUUACGACGGCCAAUAUAUAUUGAGCACUUACUUACCAAGGGCCAGUUACUGUCCUAAACAGUCUUUAAGUGUCUUAAUUCAUGUCACGCUCACAACAGCCCUGUGAAGUGCAUAUUGUUGUCUUCACCCCUGUUUUAUAGAUGAAGACAUUGAGGCACAGAGAGGAUAAGUGACUUGUCUGGGCAGCCACAUAGCCAUAAGUGGUAGAGCAGGGUUGAAUCCCAGAGCCAUGGUUUCCUACCCCUACAGGAGGCCACAUGGGGCUCAAGUCCUGGCUGUGGUGGGACCUGGAGGUUGGCCAUCUUGCAGGACGACGAUGUGUGUGGGUGAUUCUGCCCCACCUGUUGGCCUGGCCCAAGAGGCCCAAUUACCUGCUCUCCCCUCCUUACUCCUGCCCUAGCCCAUCUCCACACGGGUUUAUUAUUGUUGUUAUUAACAGACAUUAAUGACGUGGUGUGAGUUUCCUUGUACUUUGAAACGCCUUCCAAAGUGAUUCUGGUCUCUGUUGGCCCUGGAAAUGCUGUUUACCCAUUUUACAGAUGAGGAAAGCUAAACCUUGGUGCUCAGUCUGCAUUGCCAGCCAGAUACCCUUGGCCCUCUCAGCUCUGGUUUCAUAAGUGUCCCUCUUCCCAGCGUUCUUGCUGUCCCCCAAGAGGCGGGAGAGAGGCCGUGGCUGAGGGGACACUCCCCAUGGACACUCAGCCACCCACCUCAUGGCUGCUGCCUCCACCAGCCCUAGGCAGUGGAGGCGAGGGAAGGGGGCGGAUGAAAGGAACCUUUGUGUCCCGUGCCAGAAAUCUCACUCCCAGGAAGAAAGGUGGGCAGGGUGGCAGGAGGCCUCGCAUUGCGUGUCUGCAUACACGGUGUAGGGCAUUGCUGGUACAGUGCUCCCCUCCAGGCUUGGCCCCCCUACCAAGUGGGGAGGGAGCUUUCCUCACUCUGCUCUUUCACAUCACAGCAUGGGCUGCUGCAGGGGCCCGGGUUGGGCUUGGGCCCUGAGGUCACAGAGCAGAUGGUCCCAAAUGGAGCACAGGAUGUGUGGAGUAGCCCCUGUCCACCUCCAGCCCAGGACCCGGCCCCCCAAGUUCUGAGUCCACCCGCUCUUAUGCAUCUGUGAUCAGAAUCAGGCCUCCUCACCUCUCCGAGCCCCAGCUUCUGCAUCUACGAAUUGGCUAUGAAGAGCUGGGUCUGCGUCAUCCUCCCAGGGCCUGAUUGAGACAACUAUCUUUUUUUUGAGGUACCUGAGGCCACCCCACAGCACCUCUCCGGCGUUGGCAGGACUCCUGACUGCGGCCCAUGGGCCUCUGAGGAGGCGUCGUAAGUCCACCUAGCUCCCCACGUGCUGUGCGUCCAUUCAAUGGGAAGGGGACCAAGGUACCAGGGCCCAGUGGGGCCAGACACGGAUACGGAUUCUGAGAGGGCCUUGUCCAGCCAUCAGCCACGGCCUCUCGACAGCACCAGGAUGGAAGUCAAAGGUCAGCUGAUCAGCUCACCCACCUUCAAUGCCUCAGCUGCCCUGUUUGGAGAGGCUGCCCCCCAGGUGAAGUCAGAGCGUUUGCGGGGGCUGCUUGACCGGCAGCGGGCCCUGCAGGAGGCCCUGAGCCUGAAACUUCAGGAGCUCCGCAAAGUGUGUCUGCAGGAGGCGGAGCUGACCGGCCAGCUGCCCCCCGAGUGCCCGUUGGAACCUGGGGAGCGGCCCCAGCUGGUCCGCCGGCGGCCCCCUGCAGCCCGCGCCUACCCUGCAUCGCACCCCAACCCAGCACACCACUCCUUGUGCCCUGCUGAGGAGCUGGCUCUCGAGGCCCUGGAGCGGGAGGUGUCCGUGCAGCAGCAGAUCGCAGCCGCUGCCCGCCGCCUGGCCUUGGCCCCUGAGCUGAGCAUUGAGCAGCGCCGCCGCCGGCGCCAGGUGCAGGCAGAUGCGCUGCGGAGGCUGCAUGAGCUGGAAGAACAGCUGGGGGACCUCCGGGCCCGCCUUGGCCUCCCGGGGCUCCCCCUUCCGCAGCCCCUAGCCCUGGCCCCGGCCCCGGGGGCGCUCAUCACCACCCAGGGAGUAUGCCUGGGCACACGCCUCGCCCAGCUCAGCCAAGAGGAUGGAAUCCUGCACUCGGAGAGCAGCUCCCUCUCGGAGUCUGGGGCCAGCCAUGAUAAUGAGGAGCCCCGUGGCUGCUUCCCCCUGGCCGAGCGCCCCUCACCACCCAAGGCCUGGGACCAGCUGCGGGCCGUAUCUGGGGGCAGCCCUGAGCGGCGAACCCCAUGGAAGCCACCCCCGUCAGAUCUUUAUGGGGAUCUGAAGAGCCGGCGGAACUCUGUGGCCAGCCCCACCAGCCCCACACGCUCGCUGCCCAGGAGUGCCUCCAGUUUUGAGGGGCGAAGCGUGCCUGCUACCCCUGUCCUCACCCGGGGCGCUGGCCCCCAGCUCUGCAAACCCGAAGGCCUCCAUUCUCGCCAGUGGUCCGGCAGCCAGGACUCCCAGAUGGGCUUCCCCCGGGCAGACCCUGCCUCCGACCGUGCCUCCCUCUUCGCAGCCCGCACCCGUCGAAGCAACAGCUCUGAGGCCCUGCUUGUGGACCGGGCAGCCGGUGGGGGAGCUGGCUCCCCGCCUGCGCCCCUGGCUCCCCCUGCCGCUGGCCCCCCGGUCUGCAAGAGCAGCGAGGUGCUGUAUGAGCGCCCACAACCAACCCCUGCCUUCUCCUCCCGCACAGCUGGCCCCCCAGACCCUCCCCGGGCUGCCCGGCCCAGCUCAGCUGCCCCUGCCUCGCGUGGGGUUCCCCGGCUCCCACCUGUGUGCGGGGACUUCCUCUUGGACUAUUCCCUGGACCGGGGCCUGCCCCGCAGUGCUGGUGGUGGGGCAGGCUGGGGGGAGCUGCUGCCUGCAGCUGAGGUCCAAGGACCCCUCUCCCGCCGGGAUGGGCUCCUCGCCGUGCUCCCGGGCCCACCACCUGUGUACACAGCUGACGGCAGCAGCCCCCUCCUCCGCAGCAAGGACCCCCACUCCCGUGCCACCCGCACCAAGCCCUGUGGCCUAUCCCUGGAGGCCGCCGAGGGGCCCGAGGUGCAUCCAAGCCCUCUGCUGUGGAUGCCCCCCCCCACCCGUGUCCCCCCGGCCGGUGAGCGCAGCGGCCAUAAGAACCUCGCCCUGGAGGGGCUGCGGGACUGGUACAUCCGCAACUCGGGACUGGCUGCCGGGCCCCCGCGCCGGCCUGUGCUGCCCCACGUGGGCCCGCAGCACCCGCCCUUCCUCCAUGCCCGCUGCUAUGAGGUGGGCCAGGCGCUGUAUGGGGCCCCCAGCCAGGCGCCGCUCCCGCACUCGAGGAGUUUCACGGCACCCCCUGUCUCCGGCAGAUACUACGCGGACUUCCUGUACCCCUCGGAGCUGAGCUCUCGUUUAAGUGACCUGACGCUAGAGGGGGAGCAGUCCUCCAGCUCUGACCCCCAGACCCCGGGGACACUGGUCUGACCCCUUGUUGUCCCAGGCAUGACUUUAGUCUGGGGAACACACGGCUGACCUCGCUGAACCCCGGGGUGUGAUUGCUCAGUCCUGGGGGGGUGCCGACCUGAUCUUCCAAGGCCCCUGGCUCCUUGUGGACCCAUGAAGGUGUCUGACUCCCUGCUUCCCCUCUUAUGCUGUGCUGGGAACUGGGGCCCUCAGCCAGCUGAAAAAAGAGGGGAUGGUGUAAUGGGGGCUCCAGGCCCCUUCCUCUGUUUCUGUUUACACUUGUGAUUUAGGUAUUCACUGUCUUCCCCCAACACUAGACCUUUUAUAAAAGGGAAACUGUGAUCUCGUCCUGGUUGGGUUCAUUCCUAUCCCCAUGCCCAGCCUGUUCCAUUUAGGAACCUCUCCCCGCCACCAAAACCCGGACAAUAUAGGGUCUCAGGGCCCUGUUUGGGGCAGCCAGGAGACUGGUGUGAACAGAACUCCCUGCCAUCCCCCCCACCAGGGCAGUUCUUGGGGAGGUGGGCUCUCUGCCCACAUUCAGAAGGACUGAAGUCUGACUAGGGGGUUUGGGUUCAUUUUCCUACUCCCAGGUGUGCCCAAGGGAGCCCCAGUCCUUAUCUGCCUGUCUGUGCCCGCUGCCUCUGCCCACAGGCUGAGAUGGCCCAGCCUCUGCCCUAUCUAUCCUGGUCAGGAAGCCAGCCCUGCAAGAGGGCCAAAGGGCAGAGCCGCCGGGUGUGUUGUGUCCUGGGAUGCUGCGGUGGUGGAGCCUGGCAUCGGCUCGAUGCCAGGAAAAUCCUCAGGUGACGUCUGGCCACAGGCUGCGUCACGUCUUCCUUGGCUUUCUUUCCAUCCACCACUUUUUAAACAAAUCUACACAAGCUGUGUUUUCUAUGAUACCUAUCCGUGACUUUCUGGAGCUAGGGGUCCCCUGACCUCCUUUACCUGGUGUUAAACUUUUCUUUUUCUACCAAUGGAUCUGGGCCCAAGACACUACCCACACUGGAAGGGGAUUUCUAUAAUAAAUGUGUAAACC